AUGGCACAGGCACCGGGACAGGACCCGCGUCCCGCCCCAGCAGCGAAACACCCGCCCGGCAACCGCCGCCGGUUUAAACCCCGCGCGCCGGCGUGCCGCGGGGGCUGCCGGGAGCCGCCGCGGGACUACAUCUCCCGUCAGGCCCCACCCCCGCGGCACCCCGGGGAUUGUCGGCCGUCGGACGCGGGGCCUGCCGGGAGAUGUAGUCCCGAGGCGCCGGCAGCACUGCGGCUGCCGGGGGCGGAAGUCGUAGCGCGGCUUGGGGUGGGCGGGGGCGCCGGGGCCGCCCCAGCCACUGUCGGUGUGAAGGCGAGCACAGGAGGUUCCAACAGAGCUCAUGGCGACCGCGGGGGUACGCAGGCUCGGCCCCCUGCCACCCCACUCCGUUUCCCUGGCCCCACACACGGAUCCAACGCCGCGCUCGGACGCGGCGGCUCCGGGGAGCGGCGGCGGAAAGCGCCACCGGGGCCGCGGCACUGCGCGCACUGCACCUUGGGCUCUCAUCCAGGUAUCUCCAGGGACAACUGGCAUAAGCGCCGCAAGACCGGGGGCAAGAGGAAGCCCUACCACAAGAAGAGGAAGUAUGAGUUGGGGCGACCUCCCGCCAACACUAAGAUUGGCCCGCGCCGGAUCCACACAGUGAGGGUUCGUGGUGGGAAUAAGAAGUACCGAGCCCUUCGGUUGGAUGUCGGCAACUUCUCCUGGGGGUCGGAAUGCUGCACUCGCAAGACCCGAAUCAUCGACGUGGUGUACAACGCUUCCAACAACGAGCUGGUGCGGACAAAGACCCUGGUGAAGAACUGCAUUGUGCUCAUCGACAGCACCCCGUACCGGCAGUGGUACGAGGCCCACUAUGCUUUGCCCCUGGGACGCAAGAAGGGCGCCAAACUGACCCCUGAAGAGGAGGAAAUACUGAACAAGAAACGUUCAAAGAAGAUCCAGAAAAAAUAUGAUGAGCGAAAGAAGCAUGCCAAGAUAGCAAAUAUUCUUGAGGAGCAGUUCCAGCAAGGAAAGCUACUUGCCUGCAUUGCCUCCAGACCUGGACAGUGUGGCCGAGCCGAUGGCUACGUGUUGGAAGGCAAGGAAUUGGAGUUCUACCUGAGGAAGAUCAAGGCCAGAAAAGGCAAAUGAAUAAAAACUGUUUAUUCACAGUCAAACUGUGCUGAGAGGAUGAAUAAAACCAAGAGUUUACUACAGUUAAA
Messenger RNA from Corapipo altera (White-ruffed manakin), 1202 nucleotides. It is a transcript of the gene RPS8, whose product is annotated as ribosomal protein S8. Gene Ontology annotation, cellular component: cytosolic small ribosomal subunit; ribosome. The record is from RefSeq and is a predicted model, not a curated record. The transcript is spliced from 7 exons. Bases 1 to 1131 code for a protein of 376 amino acids. Gene Ontology annotation, molecular function: structural constituent of ribosome. Gene Ontology annotation, biological process: translation; maturation of SSU-rRNA from tricistronic rRNA transcript (SSU-rRNA, 5.8S rRNA, LSU-rRNA). NCBI's taxonomy places the organism in Eukaryota, Metazoa, Chordata, Aves, Passeriformes, Pipridae.